Molecule: messenger RNA, 2822 nt
Organism: Rubroshorea leprosula
Lineage: Eukaryota; Viridiplantae; Streptophyta; Magnoliopsida; Malvales; Dipterocarpaceae
Source: the annotation of a GenBank genome assembly
CCAACAAAGAUAUGAGGAUCUUCACAAAGCUCUCUGCACCACUCUGCCUCCUUUUUGUCUUCCUCUGUCUUAAAACUGCCUUCUCAUCCUCUAUACAUGCUUCUUCCUUCUCAACAACACAUCUCUGCUCUCAUGAGGAGGCUCUUGCUUUGCUGCAAUUCAAGACAUCCUUCUCCAUCAAUUACACUGUUCUUUAUGCAGAUAAUUGUGUGGAUUUUUUUUAUACUAAACCUAAUUAUUCUAAGAUUGAGUCAUGGAAGGAAGGUAUAGACUGUUGUUCCUGGGAUGGGGUUAGCUGUGAUAAUGUCACAGGCCAUGUAAUUGCCCUUAAUCUCAGCUGCAGUUUCCUUUAUGGCACCUUUCCUUCCAACAGCACUCUUUUCUUCCUCAGAAACCUGCAGAGCCUCAAUCUAGCCUUGAAUGAUUUUAGGCUUUCCAAGAUUCCAUCAGAAAUCAGUCAAUUUACUAGACUAAAGCAUCUUGAUGUCUCUUUUUCUCGAUUUUCAGGCCAAGUUCCAAGAGAAAUUGCUCACCUCAUCAAGUUAGUUUCUCUCAAUCUCUCUAAUUAUUACGAUUCUUCUGACUUGAUCCUUGAAACAACUACCUUCAAAAAUCUUGUUCAUAACUUGAGUGAGGUGAGAGAACUUGUGCUUAGUGGAGUGAACAUGACAUCUGUUAAUCCUCGUUUCUUCAUGAAUCUCUCUUCUUCAUUGACUACUCUUGAACUUUUCGAGACUAUGUUAAGAGGGAACUUUCCAAAUAGUAUUUUCUGCUUUCCAAAUCUCAAGAAUUUUUAUUUAAAUGGAAAGCGAGACCUCACUAUUGAUCUUCCAAGUUCCAAUUGGAGCAGUCCUCUCCAGUGGUUGUAUUUAGGUGGUGUGGAUUGUGGAAGGCGAUUGCCAGAGUCUAUAGGAGAUCUAAAGUCAUUACAGUCUCUGAGUCUUGGCUGCAACUUGGAAGGUUCCAUUCCAGCUUCCAUAGGGAACUUAUCUCAACUAAUUCGCCUAAGCCUCUUUUCUAACAAUUUCAACGGACAAAUCCCAACAACACUUGGAAACCUCACACUACUCACCUCUCUUGACCUUUCAAAUAAUCAGUUUUCUGGUCCCAUUCCAGCUUCCAUAGGGAACUUAUCUCAACUUACUUACCUAAUCCUCUCUUAUAAUAAUCUUAAUGGACAAAUCCCAUCAUCACUUGCAAACCUCACACAACUUCCCUAUCUCUUCCUUUCUUAUAACUUGCUUAAUGGCACAUUGCCACCUUGGAUUUUCACCCUACCUUUUUUAGAGCAGUUAUAUCUCAAUCAUAACCAAUUUCAAGGUCAAAUAAAUCAAUUCCAGCAAAACCCACUCACACUCCUAGAUUUGUCAAACAAUGAACUCCAGGGCUCAAUUCCUAACUCAAUUGCUAAUUUAGUAAAUCUUAGUUAUCUCAAUUUGUCAUCAAAUCAUUUUAGUGAUUUAAUAGUACCUGACAUGUUCUCGAUGCUUCAAAAUCUCGAAAUUCUUGACCUUUCUCAUAACAAUUUAAUUGGGAAGAUUCCAAAUUGUCUUCCUAAGUCUCUCUCAGUGUUGAAUUUGCAGGCCAAUUACUUUGAUGGAAAUAUACCAUUUGGGUUUCCAGAGGGUUGUGGAUUACGAAAUCUCAACUUACAUGGAAAUCAAAUGGACGGUUUAUUACCAAGGUCUUUGGUGAAUUGUCGCAUGUUAGAGGUUCUAGAUGUUGGCAACAACAACAUAAGUGAUACAUUCCCUCAUUGGUUGGAAUCUCUACCAGAGCUUCAAGUGCUUGUCUUAAGGUCCAACAAGUUUCACGGUUUCGUGCAUAGCACCAAAGAAGGUCCAUCUUUUCCCAAGUUGCGAGUUCUGGACCUCUCUAGCAAUUAUUUUGUUGGUGCUUUGCCUCUUCGGUACAUUGAAAAUUUUAAUGCGAUGAUGGACCCUCAUAGAGAUGGUGGUUCCCCUGAAUACAUGAUGGUGUCGACGAUAGCCAAUUCUUAUCAAUGUUCAUUGGUUGUGACAUGGAAGGGAUUCGACUAUGAGCUGCAGGGAAUCUUGACCAUAUUUAGUACUAUUCAUCUCUCAAAUAACAAGUUUGAGGGAGAAAUUCCAGAUGUUAUUGGAAAGCUUAGUUCUCUCAAAGGGCUUAAUCUUUCUCAUAACAACCUUACUGGUCAUAUCCCAUCGUCACUAGGGAAUUUGACGAAUCUGGAAUGGUUGGAUCUCUCUUCCAACGAGCUGACAGGGAAAAUUCCUGAUGAAUUGGUAUCUUUGACACAACUCUCUGUAUUGAAUCUUUCAAAUAAUCAUCUUGUCGGGCACAUACCACAGGGUAGUCAGUUCAACACCUUUGGAAAUGGUUCUUAUGAAGGAAACCUUGGACUGUGUGGAAUCCCAUUGUCAAAAUCUUGUGAUGGAAUUGGGACACCGCCGAGCUCCUUCCAAGAAAAAGAUUAGUUGUGGAGAUUUGGCUGGAGAGUUGUGGUGUUAGGCUAUGGAUGUGGAGUUGUUUUUGGACUGCUGAUGGGAUUUCUUGUCUUCCGUACAGGAAAACCAAAAUGGUUUGUGUCUUUGUUUGAUGGCCGACCAAGUCAAAGUGGAAGGAAGAUGAGGAAAGCCAAAAGACUUGUUCAAAGAAGAAGCUAGUUGCAGAGUUGAUGUUUUAGAGCUUCUGAUUUAAUGUUUCCUAAAUAAGUGUUUUUCGGGUUUGAAGUUCUUGUUAUGGUUGGCAUUGGCUUGUCUAAAAUUGUCAGCCUUCUCUUGUCUUUAUUAUGCUUUGUAAAUUUGUCUUUCUUUAUUGUAAAAUAUAUUUGAAGGUUCAAG